AUGGGCUCGACACCAGUUUUACACCAAGGAUGGGGCUAUGGCCUCAUGAUUGGACUGGGUGUUCUUUUUGCUGUGUUUAUGAUAAUCAUCACCUGGGCACUCAAGAGAUACAACUAUGAGCUUCAGACGUCUGAGAUGUUCACGACAGCUGGGCGGUCACUAAAGUCAGGAUUGGUCGCCUCAUCGGUAUUGUCAACAUGGACAUGGGCCGCGACUUUGCUGCAGAGCACAGCGGUAGCAUACAAAUACGGUGUUUCAGGGCCCGUAUGGUAUGCUUCCGGAGCCACGGUCCAGAUCAUCCUCUUUGCCACGCUCGCUAUUGAGCUGAAGAGACGCGCCCCCAACGCGCACACAUUCCUGGAAGUUGUCAAAGCUCGAUAUGGACCGGUCACACACGGAGUUUACAUUGUUUUCUGUUGCUUCUGCAACGUUCUGGUGACGGCAAUGCUCCUCACUGGGGGAUCUGCGGUCAUUCAAAAUUUGACAGGUGCCCCUGUAGCUGCCUCCGUAUUUUUGUUCCCGAUCGGUGUGGUCGUCUACACUCUCUUCGGCGGUAUCAAAGCAACCUUCAUCACGGACUACAUCAACGGCCUAGUCAUUCUCAUUAUUAUUUUCAUCUUUGCAUUCACAGUCUACUCGACCAAUCAACUCCUAGGCUCUCCCGGGCGAGUAUGGGAAAUACUCACUGAACUUGCGGCCGAGCGUCCCUUAGCUGGGAACUCUGGCGGUAGCUACUUGACAAUGCGCUCUCAAGGAGGCAUUGAGUUCUUCAUCAUAAAUCUCUGUGGAAACUUUGGCACGGUGUUUUUGGAUAACGGUUACUAUAAUAAGGCGAUUGCGGCAAGCCCUAUUGAUGCUCUUCCCGGCUAUGUCAUGGGCGGAAUCAGUUGGUUCGCUGUCCCGUGGUUGACUGCGACGACAAUGGGGCUUGCUGGCCUUGCUUUGGAAAAGUACGACAUUUGGCCGACGUACCCGAACCGUCUAGCCGCUGCGGACGUUGAUGCCGGAUUGGUACUACCCACUGCUGCCGUUGCCCUCCUUGGAAGGGGAGGAGCGGUUGCAACGCUCAUCUUGGCUUUCAUGGCUAUUAUGAGUACCUACUCGUCUGAGCUCAUCUCAGUCUCGUCCAUCUGCACCUACGAUAUCUACAAGACCUACUUCAACCCCGCUGCUACCGGUAAGCAACUCAUGCGAAUCAACUACAUUGGUAUGGGCGUCUUUGCCCUGGUCAUGGCUGGCUUUGCGACCGGUCUCAACUACGUAGGCAUCUCCAUGGGGUACCUCUACCUAAUGAUGGGAGUUAUCAUCUCCUCCGCUGUCUUGCCAGCUGCUUUAACCCUCCUGUGGGACGGACAGUCCUGGGCUGCCGCGACCUUCAGCCCAAUCAUUGGAUUCGCUCUUUCAAUGACCGCAUGGCUCGUCACGACGAAGAUCAAGUAUGGCGAACUAAGUGUCACCAACACUGGCGCCAAUGAGCCCAUGCUAGCGGGAAACUUGACAUCGCUUCUUUCUCCAAUCGUGUUCAUCCCGCUUUUGACCUUUAUGCCGCCUUUCAAGCCCCAGCAGUACGACUGGCAGAGUAUGCUCAAUAUUCGUCAGGCUGACGAUCAUGAGCUUGCUGACGCUGCUCACGUGGAUGUCGAAAAUUCGCCGCAAGAGAGGGCGAGGGCACUGCAGAGCGAUCCUGAUGAACAAAUUAAGCUCGAAAAGGCGGCGAAGACCGCUCGCUGGUUGACAGUUGGUGUGACACUUAUUCUGCUCAUUCUGUGGCCGAUGCCCUUGUAUGGCACAGGCUACGUCUUUGGUAAAUCUUUCUUCACUGGCUGGGUUGUCGUGGGUAUCACUUGGCUGUUUGCCUCUGUGGUUAUGGUUGUCUUCUUGCCGAUCUUUGAAUCUCGAAGCACAAUUGUUCGCACUACGCGUAUGAUGUUCAAAGACCUUUUUGGCAUAAGAGGAAAGGGCAAGCCUGUCAGCGAGGGUAUGUCACCUGGCUGUAGGACCCCACCAGAGAUCACGGAGAAGGCUACGGCCAAGACGUGA
This is a messenger RNA of Colletotrichum godetiae, 2040 nucleotides long. RefSeq names its product sodium symporter family protein. Gene Ontology annotation, biological process: spermidine transport; putrescine transport; urea transmembrane transport. Gene Ontology annotation, cellular component: plasma membrane. Gene Ontology annotation, molecular function: spermidine transmembrane transporter activity; putrescine transmembrane transporter activity; urea transmembrane transporter activity. Bases 1 to 2040 code for a protein of 679 amino acids. The record is from RefSeq and is a predicted model, not a curated record. The transcript is spliced from 12 exons. NCBI's taxonomy places the organism in Eukaryota, Fungi, Ascomycota, Sordariomycetes, Glomerellales, Glomerellaceae.